Formica exsecta is the source of this 2494-nucleotide messenger RNA. RefSeq names its product T-box transcription factor T-like (gene byn). Gene Ontology annotation, molecular function: DNA-binding transcription factor activity, RNA polymerase II-specific; RNA polymerase II cis-regulatory region sequence-specific DNA binding. Gene Ontology annotation, biological process: positive regulation of DNA-templated transcription; mesoderm formation; heart morphogenesis. The coding region runs from base 1 to 1899 and encodes 632 amino acids. Gene Ontology annotation, cellular component: nucleus. Lineage: Eukaryota; Metazoa; Arthropoda; Insecta; Hymenoptera; Formicidae. The transcript has 6 exons. The record is from RefSeq and is a predicted model, not a curated record.
AUGCAAUCGGCAAGCGCUCCACGAACACCUGGUUCCCCGACGCGUUCCUCGUGUCACGAGCGCGAUCGGGAGCGUGAGAGGGAACGCGAGCAGGAGCGAAAUCGCGAGCGGGAACGCGGCGGAAGACAGAGCCGGACGAGUCCUGAGGAGAAUCGAGAGGAUCGCGAAGAGCGGGGUGCGAUCGCGAGGCAGGGUCUCGGGCCUCCUGCCGCGAUCACGGGGAAUCAAGGAUUGCCGCUGUCCUUGUCGUUGGAGGAUCGGGAGCUCUGGACCAGAUUCCAGUGCAUCACGAACGAGAUGAUCGUCACGAAAAACGGAAGGAGGAUGUUUCCGGUGGUGAAGGUCGUUGCACGUGGCUUGGAACCGGCGGCUAUGUACACGCUGCUACUGGAAUUCGUUCAAAUCGAUCCGCACAGGUGGAAGUAUGUCAACGGCGAGUGGGUACCAGGAGGAAAAGCCGAAGUGGCCCCGCCUAAUCCAAUUUACAUACAUCCGGAGAGCCCGAAUUUCGGUGCACAUUGGAUGAAGGAGGCAGUAUCGUUCGCCAAAGUCAAGCUAACAAAUAAGUCGAAUGGUAAUGGACAGAUUAUGCUGAACUCAUUGCACAAGUACGAGCCACGUGUUCAUCUGGUCCGAGUGGGUGCUGAGGAACAGAGAACGGUUCUUACGUAUCGUUUCCCUGAAACGCAAUUCAUCGCAGUGACAGCGUAUCAGAACGAGGAAGUAACGAGUCUAAAGAUCAAGUACAAUCCUUUCGCGAAGGCAUUCCUCGAUGCUAAAGAGAGGCCCGCCGAUUCACAAACUUAUCCUCAAUAUGCGGGUGCAUUGUUUUUACCGCAACCCACAAUGGGAUACGAAUACAAUACUGCAUCGGCAAUAGCCGUCGCGCAAAAUCAAGUUUCGGCUUGCGUUAGCAAUCACUUUUCCAAUUCGUGCACGGUCACCACCUCUGGACACAGAAGCACUUGCAGAGCAGCUCCUUAUACCUUGAGACACAAAUAUGUCCAAGAUGAACAACACGCGGACUCAUACACGCCGAUGCCUCUUUUGCAUUCCACGGCUUACGUGACAGCACCGGCUUGGUCGCCUCGCAGCCCGGAACCAUUGCAGAACCUCAAUUCUUCGUGCUUACCAUCAGCCGCGUCGCAAGAAUGGUCAACAUCCCCAUCGCCGUCGCCGACGUCGUCGGCGCACACAGUCCUCGGCAGACCCGUGGUCGGUACCGCAUCCACCACGACCGUGACCGGAUGCACCCUGUACGUACCGUCCCAGGAACAACACGGCGGGCACUGUACCGACUCCUGGAUUCAUCCCACCGCGUUGGAACAGCAGCAGCCACAGCAUCAGCAGCAACAGCAAUCCUAUCUAAACUUAAAUCUCCACCUGCAUCAUCAGAUGUCCCCGUACGGUUCCGUUUCGCACCCGGGACUGCAUCAUGGUCUGCACCCGCAGAGCGGAGAACCCGUCGCUCCAUCGGACGCGAGCGAAUACGUCCAUGAGUACCAUCAUGCCUCGCCGGUGCAAUCGACCACUCCUGAUCAACACCGUCAUCAUCCUCAUCAUCAUCAGCACCCGCAGCAUCAUUCCCAAGCGCAAAUGUUGCACUUGCAGGCUCUACCGCAGGGGGAAACCUCUUCCCCGGUCAGUGUGGAGUACGAUAGCCCACCUAAGGAGCAGUCUCAUAUUCCGAUGGGUUACCCCGAGCAAACUGCGGAUGCUUUGAACGAGGUGCAACCGGACGAUGAAAGAAGAUAUCUAACAGCGGUCGUCGACCGUCACCCUCCUCAUCAUCUUCAUCAUCACAAUCAUCAUCGACAAGACACGGAGAUUGCCGGCGAGCAGCCGAACGCUUGGACGCCGUUGACGCCACCACCGGCGCCGCAAACUACCGCUAUUUGAUUCGAAAAUUCUGGGAAAUCUUGCAUUAUGCAAAAACGCAUAUUCGAGUUUACGCGUGACCGCGCGUAAGAUUGUCGACGCGGGAAUUGUCACAGAGAUGCAUUCUUGUUGGCGUGACGUGUGAUUGUUGAUCGAAGUUAAGUGUAUUAAGCGCGGUAGUUAAUCAAGAAAAUUUUAUCGCGCCCAAUAUUGAUAUUAAAAUAUCAAUUUAUAUCAAUCCGUCCUAAAUAAUGUAGUAUUUCGAUUAUUUUUAAUUAAUUGCGAAAAAUAUUGUUAGUAAUACUAUGUCAAGUAUAUCAAAAAAAAAAAAAUAAAAUACAUAUCAAAUAUUUGUUUUUUUUUCCUGAAACAUUUAUUUAUUCAAAACAUAAAAAAGAAUUUAAUAUUGCAAACAUAAUACACAUUUGAUCUGUAUCCAAUUAUAUCUGUUCAAUAUGACAAAAUUCUGUAUAGUGUCUCAUAAAAAUAAACAAUUAUCUUCAAAUUUCUUCAAUAACUAAAGAGAAUUGCGAUAAAACAGGUCAUCCUGUUGUGGGAUAUCAACGUUUCUUUCUUAUUAACAGCAGGUAAGGCUCUCACAAUAUUAUAGAUAUCA